This is a messenger RNA of Gadus macrocephalus (Pacific cod), 9043 nucleotides long. RefSeq names its product proline rich 36b (gene prr36b). The record is from RefSeq and is a predicted model, not a curated record. The transcript is spliced from 7 exons. Lineage: Eukaryota; Metazoa; Chordata; Actinopteri; Gadiformes; Gadidae. The coding region runs from base 518 to 5689 and encodes 1723 amino acids.
GAGAAAAGUAGGGUGACUUGCAAGAGGUGACAUCAUCCCUGAUUUGAAUAAACCCCAGGCUGGCCGGUGAUAGGCCGAGCCCGGAGCUCCUUGGCAGGUGAUUGGCUGGGCCCGGAGCUCCUUGGCAGCUCGCGCUUUCUCAUCCCUUUGAGUUCCACCGCGGCGCGCCUCCGUAGUGGUACAGUCCUCUCCUCGGUCCGCCGGUCUGCACAGUGUGUGUGUGUGUGUGUGUGUGUGUGUGUGCGUGUGUGUGGACUGCUAAACGCCGGUCCUUUCUUUCUUUGAAGAAGGAAAUCACGGCGGUUGUGGACCCCCGAAGUUUCCCGCUGACCCGGUUCGGUUCGUGUGUUUCCGGCCCGUUUCGUCGCCCUGUGAGGCCGCUUCGUUUCCGAGGGACACCGGGCGAACUGGGCGAGGCUGGACCGGCUCUGAGAGCUCCCCGCACGGCAUCGACUGACCCUGCUAGCGUCCAGAGAGCACCCAGAGCUCAGCCCCUUCCCCCAGCCCUGCAGAGACCAUGAAGCCUGACGGGGUUGCCACGGCAGCGCUGGAACCAAUGGAAGUGCUGGAGUCCAACGAGGUUAACGAGGCGGGGCCACCCGCCUCGGGGGAGGAGCCUAGCCAGGCGGCCAGCCCAUUGGAGGAGCAGACAGGACCCCCGCCGAUAGAGCUGGUUGAGGGGGAGGCCCCACCGAAGGUCCCCACCACCAAGACCCCCGCCGACCCCAAAGCCAAGACCGCCGGCAAGGCCGGGGCCAAGACCAAGCCCGGGACCGCCGCCCCGGCCAAGACCGCCACCGGCUCGCGGCCCGGCACCGCCCAGAGCCGGCUCAGCAACGGAACGUCCAAGACCAACGGGGUGGCCAAGAGUGAGGGCGUGGCCAAGACCAACGGGGUGGCCAAGAAGACCACCCCCCCCGCGGCCGACAAGAAGACCGCCGCGCCCGCCAAGAAACCAGCGGGCUCCACCGGCGCCCCGGCCACCAAGCCGGCCCCCAAGCCCCUGGAGAAGAAGCCGCCAGCGACCGCUCGCCCCUCCAGCGCCCUGGGCCCCAAGAAGACCCCAACCACUGCGCCAGCCCCCAAACCGGCUGCCGCGCCCGCUGCUAAGAAGCCAGCAGCUCCAACCAAGUCCAGCUCAGCUGCCUCGCCCAAGCCAGAUAAAGCUCCUGUUGCCAAGACAACCAGACCGACUAGCGCGAGCCGCCCCUCCUCGGCCUCCACGCGGGCCCCAGGGACUGGCCCCGCCAAGACUGCCACCCCCCCGCCCAAACCGGCUCCAACCAGGACCUCCACCACGCCCAAACCAGCGGGCCCCAAGACCACCACCACGCCCUCUGCUGGCAAGACCCCGGCGCCACAGGCAGCCAAGACGGCCACGCCCAUCAAGAAGGAUGUUUCCAAACCCUCCACCCCGGCGGCCAAGAAGCCCGCCGCCGCCCCCCUCACACGCCCCUCCCCCGCCGCUAAAGCCACCAAAUCAGAGCCCCCCAAAUCCUCCCCCAAACCGGACGCCGCCGCCAAGAAGCCCGCCGCGAGCAAGGCUGCCGACAGCAAGACGGCCCCCCGGCCCAAAACGGCGGAGGCCCGGGCCGCACCCUCCAAGACCCCCGGCCCCAAAGCGGCCAAGGCCAGCCCCAAGAAGACGGUGGGCAGUAGCACGCCCACCCCCGUGAAGCGCGGGCCCAAGGGCGUUGCUCCCGAGACCGCAGGGGAGAUGGAAGCGGCUGGGGUCACCGUCGCUGUCGCGGCUGCGGUCGCUACAGCUGCCGCCGUCAUGGGCGGAGCGGAGGAACCCGCGCCCUUGGCAGAACCAGAGGUUCCUGUCGUAGAGGAGACUGCCACGAUGACAGAAGGCCUUUCAGCGGAACCCACCUUGGAGAUCAUCGCAGAACCGGCCUUAGAGGCCACCGAACCUGCCAGAGAACCUACACCAGAACCUGCAAGAGAACCAACACCAGAACCUGCAAGAGAACCAACACCACAGCUGAGGGAAUCAACUCCAGAGCCCAUGAGGGAACCUACUCCAGAACCAGAAAGAGAACCAACUCCAGAACUCUUGAGGGAACCUACUCCAGAACCAGUAAGAGAACCAACUCCAGAACCCAUGAGGGAACCAACUCCAGAACUCUUGAGGGAACCAACUCCAGAACCCUUGAGGGAACCAACUCCAGAACCCAUGAGAGAACCAACUCCAGAACCAGAAAGAGAACCAACUCCAGAACUCUUGAGGGAACCAACUCCAGAACCCAUGAGGGAACCAACUCCAGAACCAGAAAGAGAACCAACACCUGAACUGAGAGAACCAACUCCAGAACUCUUGAGGGAACCAACACCAGAACCCAUGAGGGAACCAUGUCCAGAACCAGAAAGAGAUCCAUCCCCAGAACCCUUGAGGGAAACAACAACAGAUCACUUCAGAGAAGCGACCCCCGAGCCCACUACGGAGUCAGCCUAUGAAUCCAACGAGGAUCCAGAAGGGGCCUCAAUGCUCUCGCUCUCGUCCCAGAUGGACAUGCAGUACUUCGGCACGUCGCCCGGCGUGUCGGCCCCGUCUCUGGGCACCACGGUCAUGUCUCCGCCCUGCUCCCCCCCCGGCCUGUCCCCCGUCCACCAGGCCCAGAGCCCCCCCCCUGAGCUGGACCUGAACGCCCACUCAGACCCCUGGGGGAACCGCCCCGCCCAGGCUGCUGAGGACCUCCGCAUGGACCAGGUCCUCUCCGACUCGGAGGAGGACGAGAAGUUCAGAGAGAAGGAGGAGGAAGAGGAGGACGAGAAGGACUUCAUCUUCAGGCCCGGAGGCCUGGGGGAGUCUCCUCCAGGCGACCUUCACAUGGAGCUGCAGCCCCCCAUGACGGGAGCCGCUCACACGGACCACUUCAGCUCCCUGAUCUCCCCCCGGGAGAAGGAGGUGGAGGUGGAGAAGGCGGAGGAGGAGAUCAACGAGGACAAAGACGCCGGCGAGGACGAGGAAGACGAGGAGCAGCGGCGCCUGGGCCACCAGCCUGCCGACGACUUCCAGGUCGGGGCCUUCGGCUGCGGCGGGGGGUCGGCCGGUUGGCACGGCGACGACCUCCUGUCGGGCAUGGAGUCGGAGGACGUGAGCAGCAGCUGCGCCAGCAGCCGCCAGCAGGGGGUGUCGGACCUCAGCAGCACCCAGCACAUGGCACUGCUGGACGGCACCCAGAGCUCGGACGCCCUGGUGGACAGCAGCCUGCGCGGCUCGGAGGGCGACGGCGGCUUCAUGGGCUCGCCAAACGUGGAGACACUGGCCGGGGAGGAGGACGAGGACGAGGACGAGGAGCGCAUGGACGAGAUGGACGUCAGCUCGGAGCGCGCCGAGGGCCAGCGGCACCAGAAGGACUUCAGGCAGCAGGAGCAGGAGGAGGAGGAGCAGGAGGAGGACGAGGACGUGGAGAUGCACAGCGAGGGCGUGACCGAGAGCGGCCUGGAGAGCUGCGAGAACGCCGACGAGGACGACUUCAACGAGGGCGAGCGCCUGGACAACCUGAACCGCGGCGGCGCCCAGCCCGCCCUGUCCCCCGCCUCCGCCUGGGGCCAGAACAACCCCUUCGCCGACCCGUGGGCGCAGCCCGCCGUCCUGGCCGCCGCCGCCCACAGCCCUGGGUCCGACCGCGGCGCCGCCGAGGACCAGACCCCCACCCGGGGGUCCCCCGCCCGCUCCCCGGCCCAGGCCUGGCUGGGCGCCGGCGGCCCGUCGCUGGCGCCUCGGUCUGAGCUCCACGGCGCGCAGGAAGAGGAGGAGGAGGAGCAGGCCCAGGAGGAGGCCCUCCUGGCUGCCCCGCCCAUGUCCCAGUCCUCCACCCUGAGCGGCGCGGCGCUGGCGGCCCACAGCGGCAGCGAGACCAGCACCCCGGAGGAGCUGCACGACUACGACAGCAGCUCGGGGGUGGAGUCGCGCUCGGACAAGCAGCAGACGCCCGUCCCGUCGGCGCAGCACGCCGACCUGGACCAGGACCUGGGCAUCCAUCUGGAGAAGGGCGACGGCGAGGAGGAGGAGGCCGAGACGCUGCCCGCCGACGAGGUCAUGGGGGCGGGGCCCCCCACCGCGCCAGCCUCCGGCCCCUCAUCGGUCUCUGCCUCCGGAGACGAGGCCAGCGACGCAGAGGGCGAGAUGCACAUGAAGGACGCGCCCGCGGGCGGCGACCCCGCGGCCCUGGAGGAGGAGGACGGGGGCGGGGCCACGCCUCAGUCGGCCAACUCGGUGGCGUCGUACGCCUUCGACUGCACCAACUCCAACUCCAACGCCCACUCCACGGCCGAGAGCUGCGGGAAGAGCCCCGGAAUCUUCUCCCUGGAGAACGAGGACCAGCUGCCGGAGGAGUGCAGCCCCGCCCUCAUCACGGAGAUGACCCUCACGCCCGGCGCCGCCCAGGGCCCGGACCCCCCGCUGGGCCAGGACCCCCCGCUGGGCCGGCCCGUGGACCUGCUGCCCCUAGGCCACCCCGCCGAGGGCCUGGAGCAGAUCCACUUCGGCCUGGGGGGGAAGGGGGUGGAGCCCAGAGAGCACCACCUGCUGGGGGAGGAGGAAGACGAGGAAGAUGAGGAGGAGGAGGAGGAGGAGGAAGAGGGGGAGAAGGAGGACCCCUACUACUCCACCACCAUCUGUGAUAAGACUGAUAGCUUUCUGGCAGGGGAGGAAGACCACCUCAACGAGGAAGAGGAGGAAGACCAGCCCAACCGACAUGAAGAGGAGGAAGACCAGCCCUACCGAGAGGCAGAGGAGGAAGACCAGCCCCACCGAGAGGAAGAGGAGGAGGAAGAGGAGGAGGACAACCACCACGAGGAAGAGGAGGAGGAAGACGACAACAAAGACGCAGCGGAGCUAGAAGAUCAGGAGCGGCUCACCGGCGCUCAGGAAGACCAGCGUAACCACAACCGCCUUCCCGGCCUUCCAGGCGUUCCCGUCGUCAACAGCCACUACCUUGCGCAGGUUCCCGGGAACCGUCGGCCCAUCGACCCCACGCUGGCCGCCCACUUCGCCCGGACAGCCCCUCCCCCUCCGCCCUACGCCCCGCCCCCCUGUGGCGGGCAGCAGAGACAGCAGGAGCAGGAGGAGGAGCGGCGCAGCAGGAGGUGGCAGGAGGAGGAGGAGCACCUGCGCGCGGUGCAGCAGCGGCAGCUGGAGCAGCAGCGCCGCGAGCUGCUCCAGCUGCAGCAGCAGCAGCAGCAGCUGGAGGCGGGCCGGCGCCGGCAGCUCCUCCAGUGGCAGCUGGAGCUGGAGCAGCAGUACCGCCUGGCGCAGAGCCGCCGCAGCCCACCGGGGGCACUGUCACCCUCCUCCGGCCUCUGCACCAUCUACGAGGCCAUGGAGACGGGCGAGGAGGGGGAGGAAGCGGGGGAGGAGGGGGACAACCUCAAUGCUGCGGACCCCCGGCCCCGCCCCCCCCAAGAGCUGGAAUGGAACCGGCGGGUGGACCUGGUGCAGCAGCUCAUCAACCAGACCCUGCUGCUGUCAGGGGGGGCGGGCUGCGUGGCCCCCCUGCUGCUGCUCCCCGUGGGGGGUGGUGGCACCCUGAGCCCCCUGGAGGCCCGCCUCUGGCCCACCCUGCUGCCCCACUUCAGCUCCGCCCCCUCGGCCAGCGUGACCUCGGUCAGCUGCUACUCCCCCGACGGCGGCUGCCCCGGGGGCGACUGGACCGUGGUGGAGGUGGAGACCCAGCACUGAGGGCAUGAGAGCACUGAUCAGUCAGCCGCUCAGCCAAUCACAACAUGUAUAGAUAAAGGCAGUCAAUGAAUCGACUGAUGAAGUAAACAAUCGACCGAACCGAUCAGAUGGUCGUCUGUGAUUAAUACGAUGCAGCUUAAUCGUUAUUUGGCCCAAAGGACGGCAUUAAAUAAUAAUAAUAAUAAUAAUACAUUUAAUUUAGAGGCGCCUUUCAAGACACCCAAGGUCACCUUACAGAGCAUAUAGUCAUCAUAAAUCGUUUAAAAAAACAAGACAUUGGAUCAGGGUUACCGUGAUGCAAGUAUUUAAAUCACCGUCACUGGUAACUUUUAGCACAUUUAAAAGCCUAAAACUGAAUCAUGAUCCCCUAUUCUGGUGAUUAAUAAAUAUUAUAUUAAUAAUAAUAAAAUGUGGUUAGUCCUUACGUAAUUAUGACAACAUAAGCACAGUCCAUCAAAGUUACGUUGCAAAAUACGAAUCAAGUUCUUCCUAAACUCUGUUUUUUCUACAGGUAUGUUACUUAUAAGCUAUCAUUAAUUAUUAUUUAUAUUUAAUUAAUUUGUAUUCUGUGGAACCGUGCCGGCUUCGACCAGACAACCCUUUAAUGAUGUCCGACUGUUGGCCCCCCGUAGCUAGCGACCAAAUAGUCCCCCAAGGGACCCAGCUGUGACUAUUGCACUUGUUAGACUAUUUAUUCGAUUUUUUCUAUCCGUUUUAUUUGCGGUCUUCUUUUCACCGGUAAAAGUCCGUUCAUCGUCUGUUUUAUAAACGAGCUCAGGGUUGUAUAAAGAACUGCUAUAGGAUAAUACUUUAGGAUCGUUAGGUGCAACACGGUGUCUGACUUUAUUUAAGUGUGUGUGUGUGUGUGUGUGUGUGUGUGUGUGUGUGUGUGUGUGUGUGUGUGUGUGUGUGUGUGUGUGUGUGUGUGUGUGUGUGUGUGUGUGUGUGUGUGUGUGUGUGUGUGCGUGCGUGUGUGUGUGCGUGCGUGCGACUGAGCAGGGGUGGGAGGGAAAGUGAGAAACCCGAAACAGGACUGGGUUGUUCAGCCUUCACGGUGGAGGAGAGAGCAUCGAGGAGGAGGAGGGGGAGGAGGAUGUACCGACCACCACGUGGCUUGAUGUGUGUGCGCGUGCGCGUGCGCGUGCGCGUGCGUGUGUGCGUGUGUGUGCGUGUGUGUGCGUGUGUGUGUGUGUGUGGAGACACCGUGGCAUUCCAAAGCUGGAAGCUCAUUUCCGGGGUCGUCGCUCUUUAAUGCGUUUCCGAGGUUACGGAUGAUGUCAACGGCGGCGGAGAGAAAGGAGGACGUGUGAGAUGGUGACACUGGGAACCAUUCAGCCCAGCAGACGUUACCUUGUCACCAGUAGAGCAGCCGGCCUGGCGACUGACUCAUGUUGGAGGAACUCAGAGUUUGAUCAGCCAGCGUUGGCCAAUAUGCACUGAUCGCCAAAUUAUUUAUCUUUUUAAAUGAUUUACUAUUUUAUAAAUGUUUUAUGAGUUGUUUUAAAACAUACAAUAAUAUCAUAAAUAUGAAAUAAUAAUAAUAUUAUAAGCCAUAUAUUAUAGAGCACGUAUAAGUGUGGUUUUAAGAGUUUAUUGUGAAUAGAUUUUCUACUGUAACGUUCGUCAAUGCACCUGCAGCGUCCUUUUGUUCCUGUGGCUCAGUAAGUAGCAGCAGCGCCCCCUGCUGGCAGUGCUGGGACUCUGUGUUAAAUAAUCUAGUACGAAUAAUGCAUUAUAUUCAAACGUAUUUAGUUUAAUCUAUGUUGCGUUUUCCUGUUCUAUAUAAGUAUUGUAUGGAUCCUAAAUUAUUCUCUGCAUUAUGUGUGCACUUUUGUCGCCUGUGUCUGUUUGAGUAGCAUGUCAGUUUUAACUAGUCUGCUGGUCUGCAUGCAUUCAGCAUAUCAUUAUGUUUCUGUAUUUUUAAAAAUACCUUAUACUGUCGGAUUUAAAGUUAACAAGGCUUCCGAACAUAUGCACAUAUCUGGGAAAAUGUAAUAAUAUAUAAUACAUAUAUGUAGGCUCAUCAAUAAGAAAAUGAAUACAAAUACAAAUAUAUAUUUAUUUAUAUAUAUAUAUGACUUAUACAUUGGCCAUUGUUUAGAGGCUUAUAUUCUUAAAAGACUCCAAUUACGAUCAUGUAUCGAGGGUUACAAAUUUUAAAUAAAAACAUUGAGUUAUCUAUCUUUAAUUCCGUACAUUUAUUAAAAAUAACUGAAUGUAAUGGGAGAAAGGAAAAUGUCGACCCAUGAAAUGAAAUUAAUAAAAUAAUUAGUUUCAAAGGGGUUUUUGACGUGUAUCACUUCUAGUCCCAUUUUAAUAUGUUUCAAUUAGCUUGAGUGAAGCCAAUAAAGGGUUAAAAACGGAUUAUUGUUCUUCGUCGUUGGUUGUUCAGGUCCUAAUUAGGUUUUCGCUGCCGGUAUGCUAACCAUGAGGCCACUAAAGGCUAUCCUUUUUAUCGUUCUAAUGGAUCGUCUACAAAUCUAUAACCGUUAUUAUUAGGGAAAUGUGUCUUGUGAGCAAAUCAACCUCAACAUCAUUAUUUAACCUCAACGUAUAUUAUCCGUGUGUUUGGAGGUUUGAUCAUUUGCAAUAUCAAUGGAUGCCAAGAGAGAGAGAGAGAGAGUACCACAUGGAUGCUUUGAAAUGUUGACUGCCCCAGACCAAGUCAGAGGGACCGGGGCCCCUGAGCGUGGGGCUCCCCAGGCCCCGGUGAGACCAAGAUGGAGAAGGGAAAAUUGGGAGAAGAUCAACCAAUCAGGUGGGGGUAGGAGAGGUCACGAUGAGGUCAGCGCUACGCAGGAGGUCAAACAGGAAUAUGAUGAAUUAUGAUAUAUAGGACAUUGAUAUUUAGCAUGGGUUAUUAAUGAUACAAUGUGUAUCAUAAAUAUGUCUGGGGUCUAAAUAGUAUUAAUGCAGCCGUAUGAAAUAUGCAUAUUGUAUAAUAUGUAUUAUCAUGCAUAAUGGUUUAAUACAGAAUGUUGUCUACAGGUGUCGCCAGAUACACUUUAUUAAAAUAAAACAAUCGUGUUUUCCAUGCUUCCUGACGACAGCUAAAUGAUAUAAAAUGAAAGCUCAAGUUUCAGAACUAUCAAUAUAGUAGCAUUGUACAUGUAUAACAUAUUUUGGAAGAUCAUUGAUUAUUGUCAUCAUCCCAACUUCAUAUUUCGAUGUAAGCAACCAUUAAUUUAGUAUGAAGUAGUCUAUGCAAAUAUGUGUACCAGCCCCGUGUGAGCGGUAAAACCAUUAAUUAUAUCAUGUUAUCAUGAGGGACAGGAAAAUACAACGAUGAGAAUUUAAUGCUCUAUAUUUGUGCUGGGACAGAUUACAUUAUUAAAGGGAUUGUUAUUCAUCUAA